UAUCAAAGGUUGUCUCGCAGGCAGCAACUUUCCACCUCUGGUUUGAGACACAGGUCCGUCCAUCAUGGGAAGCGUGAAGGUUGUGGUGGUGGGAGCAGGCGUGAUCGGGUUCUCCACCGCUGUCUGCAUCUCCGAGGCUCUUCCUUCCUGCUCGGUCACUCUGCUGUCGGAGAGGUUCAGCCCGGACACCACCAGUGAUGGAGCCGCAGGGAUCCUGUUUGCUGCAACGUUUCCAGAUGUUCCCUUGGAAAGACAAAGACGCUGGUUCAAGGACAGCUUUGAUCACCUGUUGGCCAUCACUCAAUCCCAACACUCACCAGAGGCCGGAGUAAUGCUGAGCUCUGGCUGGCAAAUUUUCAAAGAGGUUCCAGCAGAUACAUUUCCCUUCUGGUCAGAAUAUGUGAUCGGCUUUCGACUUAUGACUGACCGCGAACUGAGACAGUUCCCAGAUCAUAAGUUUGGCCAGGCGUUCACCACCAUAAAAUGUGAAUGUGCGAGCUACCUGCCGUGGCUGGAGAAGAGGUUCAAAAAAGCAGGAGGUCAAGUGCAGCAGAAGAAAGUCGACAAUCUCCAAGAAUUAAGCAACAGCUACGACAUCAUUGUCAACUGCUCUGGUUUGGGCUCCAAGCUGCUGGUGGGUGACACCCAAGUCUACCCCGUCAGAGGUCAGGUCCUCAAGGUGGAGGCGCCUUGGCUGCAGCACUUCAUCCGAGACGGAGAUGGAAAGACUUACAUCUACCCCGGCAUACACAGCGUCACUGUUGGCGGCACGAGGCAGGAGGGGGACUGGCGACUAGAGGUGGACGAGGGAGACACAAAGAGCAUCCUGGAGCGCUGCGGGAGGCUGGAGCCGUCCAUCAGCGGGGCCAAAGUUCUCAGUGAGUGGGUGGGUCUCCGGCCGAGCAGGAGGAACCCGAGGGUGGAGAGGGAGGUGGUGCAGCUGCAGGGCCGCCAGGUACCAGUGGUCCAUAACUAUGGCCACGGGGGCUGGGGAGUCACUCUGGCCUGGGGCACCGCCCUGGAUGCAAUGAGGCUGGUCAGACAGUGCCUCAGUGAAAAGCCUGCUCGAGCUAAACUGUGAACUGAACGAUGGAAAUCACUGAUAAACAACAUAUCAACUAAUCAAAACUUUGAAAUCUAAAAGUGUAAAUAGAAAUAGAUGUUGAAAAAAAUGAAAUACUUUAAUUCUUUGGAUGGUUAUGAGGGAAUGUAAUAAUUUGAUAAGAGAUUUACUUCAUUCAAAGAAAAAACUUUAUUGUUGUAGAAGUAUGAUUAGCAUUAUAUAUAAAGCUCAAAUAUAAAAUUCUUGAUAAAUUAAUUGCUGAACUGGAAAAUACUGUACAUGCAUUGAUAUGAAAGUGAUGUGAAAUGAAUUUACUUUGCUUCUAAAAACAAAUGUUUGAGUGCAGUUGUUUAACUACUAUACUUUAUACUACAUGUAUAUUGUAAUAGUCUGCCACAGUACUGCUAAUUGUGCCCAACAACAUUAAAAAUUGUAUUUGUACAUAAUUCCUGUCAUUACUUGAAAUUACAAGACACAAGUUUUAACACGUUCCUCUUAAUAACAGUUUGUCUGGAAACUUCUGUUAAUAUUUAUGCUGCUCAUCUGUCGGUCAGUGAAGUUUUCACAGCAGAAGUUUUGACCUCUACCAACUUACUUAAAUUCAAUCAAGCUGCACCAAAUUUCACACACUCAGAUAUC
Paralichthys olivaceus (Japanese flounder) is the source of this 1702-nucleotide messenger RNA. RefSeq names its product D-aspartate oxidase (gene ddo). Gene Ontology annotation, biological process: D-amino acid catabolic process; L-aspartate catabolic process. Gene Ontology annotation, cellular component: cytoplasm. NCBI's taxonomy places the organism in Eukaryota, Metazoa, Chordata, Actinopteri, Pleuronectiformes, Paralichthyidae. The record is from RefSeq and is a predicted model, not a curated record. Gene Ontology annotation, molecular function: D-aspartate oxidase activity; FAD binding.